CGUUCAUUCUUUACAGUUAUCUUACUGAUAACAGAUACUUCUGCUUCGUUAGAUAAGUGAAGUAGCAAUACUUUUAUUCGCUUGUGUUAACCAUCAAGUGAUCUGAAUUUGUUCAUGAUGCAACCCGUAGUAGCGUGUUUUAUAUUUAUUCUUCGGCCUCUUGACAGCUGAAAAUGUACUUUCCGCUGAGGCAUCUGGCUAUGCUAACAUUCUGGAGUUCCCUUACUAUGCAUCAAUUGAAACAGAUGGAGAAUUUUUGUGUGCCGCUACGAUAAUUGAUGACAAAUAUGUGAUGUCGACCAAUUCGUGUGUGAGCGGGUACAAUGCUAGCUCACUGCAAGUUAGGGUGGGCACUGACAAGCUGGGACACCGUGGCCAGCUGUUCCAGGUCAUCGGAAUCUCUCCCUACGUAAACUCAGGGAUGAACCCUGCUCCAGGCCCUACACCAUCGUUCGCUGCGGAUGUGGCCCUUAUUAAGACCGCUGUUUCUUUCACGUAUGACCCUCGUGUGAUGUGGCUGAACCCUAACAACGAUGGAAUACACGGACUACAAGGAGGAGUCAUCGCUUCAUGGGGUAACCCUAAGAUAUUGGGCAGUCCACUCAUCUCAGCUUCUGUGACAGUACUUCCCCCCGCUGGCUGCGCUUAUAUCUAUAAUGGUAUCAGGAACAUAUCCAGCACCGAGUUCUGUGUUUGGCCGGCUGAUACCAGCAGCCAGCCUUGCCUUGCAGACCUUGGAGCCCCCUUCUACUACAACGAGCAGUACUACGGGUUGGUUACCUACAACCCAGGAUGUUCCAAUACCGCCUUCCCCGUCAUCGUCACCGAGGUCUCCCAGUUCACCAGUUUCAUCAUCACCAUCCUCUGUGACAUGGCGUCCUUCUUCCCAUAAAAUAACUUUAUCUUGUUAAAAUUACUGUAUGUGAUAAGUCUCAACUCACUUGUACGUUUAUAGGAGCAAUUUACAUUUGUAAAUAACAGUUAAGUUAUAGAUAAAAAAUAUAAAAAAACCCCAAAUUUGA
Molecule: messenger RNA, 1022 nt
Organism: Homalodisca vitripennis (glassy-winged sharpshooter)
Lineage: Eukaryota; Metazoa; Arthropoda; Insecta; Hemiptera; Cicadellidae
Product: hypodermin-A-like
Exons: 7
Coding region: 293-892 (199 amino acids)
Biological process (GO): proteolysis
Molecular function (GO): serine-type endopeptidase activity
Source: RefSeq, a predicted model, not a curated record